Messenger RNA from Fomitopsis serialis, 1103 nucleotides. RefSeq names its product ribosomal protein S6e. Gene Ontology annotation, molecular function: structural constituent of ribosome. Lineage: Eukaryota; Fungi; Basidiomycota; Agaricomycetes; Polyporales; Fomitopsidaceae. The transcript has 7 exons. Gene Ontology annotation, cellular component: ribosome. The record is from RefSeq and is a predicted model, not a curated record. Gene Ontology annotation, biological process: translation. The coding region runs from base 118 to 828 and encodes 236 amino acids.
ACCCGCCACUGGGCAGCGGCUCUGUUUGUCCGCGCGUGCUGAACACCGAAACGACUCCGCGCGCAAGACUAUCGCCGUCGUCCCCGUCGACGGAGAUCACGCCCUCACGCUGCAAGUAUGAAGCUCAACAUCGCCAACCCCGCAACCGGGGAACAAAAGACCAUCGACUUUGACGAUGAAAGGAAAUACCGUGUCUUCUACGACAAGCGGAUUUCCGCCGAAGUCUCUGCUGAGUCGCUGGGCGACGAAUGGAAGGGCUACAUCUUCCGUAUCACCGGUGGUAACGACAAGCAGGGUUUCCCCAUGAAGCAGGGUGUCCUCGUCCCGCACCGUGUGCGCCUUCUGCUCUCCGACGGCCACUCCUGCUACCGUCCCCGCCGCACCGGCGAGCGCAAGCGCAAGUCCGUGCGCGGCUGCAUUGUCGGCCCGGACAUCGCCGUCCUCUCCCUUGUUAUCAUCAAGCAGGGUGACAACGAGAUCCCUGGCCUGACGGACACCGUCCUCCCCAAGCGUCUCGGUCCCAAGCGUGCGACCAAGAUUCGCAAGUUCUUCAACUUGUCCAAGGAGGACGAUGUCAGGAAGUACGUCGUCAGGAGAGAGGUGACGAGCCAGAAGAAGGAGGGUGCGAAGCCUUACACCAAGGCUCCCAAGAUCCAGCGAUUGGUUACGCCCAUCCGUCUCCAGCGCCGCCGCCACCUGCAUUCCCUCAAGCGCCGACGCCUCGAGCGCCAGAAGGAGCAGAAGGCGGAGUACGAUGUCGUCUUGCAGAAGCGUGUCGCCGAGAAGAAGGAGAAGGUCGCUGCGGUCAAGGCGUCGCACAAGAAGUAAGCCGCCCAUUGCUGGGCACCUUGUCUAUGCGGUCUAUAUCUGUAUGGUCUACCUAUACUGUCAUGUUUUUCUACGCCAUCUCGCACGCAAUGCAUCCAUAUGAUUUAUGGUGAAUGCUACCGCAGCGGUUGUUUGGUCAACGCCCUGCGCAUGUACGAAGGUAGGCUUCGUAAGAGCUACAGAUGCAGAUAGUGCAUUAUUGUAUUGCUUGCCCUUGUAUGGCAGAGGACCCUGCAACGAAGGAUGAACAUUCGGGACCGACAGGCAGAUCUCAG